GCGGCAGCGCGCGUUCCGCAGGCGGCGGCGUCCAACGCCCGACCCCGCCUGCGCGGCCAGCCCGGCGGGUGGUGGCGCCCAGGGACGCCCGAGGCCCGCUCGCGCUAGUGGCCCGCGCUCCGCCACCGCCGCCGGCUGCCGCGGGAUCAGCCAGAUCCUUCCAUUCCAGCCGCUCCCCACUUUCCCCACUCCUAAUCUGGAUGGGAAGUUGGGGAAAAUGGACAGGGUCGUGUUGGGGUGGAUUGCUCUCUUCUGGCUAACAGCCAUGGUUGAAGGUCUUCAGGUCACAGUGCCUGACAAGAAGAAAGUGGCCAUGCUUUUCCAGCCCACUGUGCUUCGCUGCCACUUCUCCACAUCCUCCCAUCAGCCUGCAGUUGUGCAGUGGAAGUUCAAGUCCUACUGCCAGGAUCGCAUGGGGGAAUCCUUGGGCAUGUCUUCUCCCCGGGCUCAAGCUCUCAGCAAGAGAAACCUGGAAUGGGAUCCCUACUUGGAUUGUUUAGACAGUAGAAGGACCGUUCGAGUGGUGGCUUCAAAACAGGGCUCAACUGUUACGCUAGGAGAUUUCUACAGAGGCAGAGAGAUUACAAUUGGUCAUGAUGCAGAUCUUCAGAUUGGAAAACUCAUGUGGGGAGACAGUGGACUCUAUUACUGUAUCAUCACUACCCCUGAUGACCUGGAGGGCAAAAACGAGGACUCCGUGGAACUGCUGGUGUUGGGCAGGACAGGGCUGCUUGCUGAUCUCUUGCCCAGUUUUGCUGUGGAGAUUAUGCCAG
Molecule: messenger RNA, 773 nt
Organism: Castor canadensis (American beaver)
Lineage: Eukaryota; Metazoa; Chordata; Mammalia; Rodentia; Castoridae
Source: RefSeq, a predicted model, not a curated record